AUGAACUCAGACAAUAUGCAACCUGAUUUGGGGAAACGACGAAUACGCGCACGGGAGAUGCGGAGACUUAUCAAAAAGACCACUCUCACUGAUCAGCAAGCACACUUCAUCUUGAAAGAGAUGGAGAAAUCAAACUCUUUACAUGUUCAGGAUCCAAAUCUCGUUGGUCACGCUGCAGAGGUGCUCUACAUGAGCAUUGUGAAUUACAUAUGCCAGGUCAUUGAUGACCAUCAGUGUGAAAAUUUUCUCGGCUUUGCGUAUCCAUUUUCAGAAGAUGGCCGUCGGCAAAUCAUUUUACUCUGGCAUACGAAAAUUCCACCACUUCCUCCGUUACUUGCCGAUUUGCCGAUAUUCGGGACUCGACUGACAAUUGACUUUAACAAUAUACGACCUGAGAAUGGAGAUGUGUCAAUUCUCACACCUGGGAGUAAGCUAUAUUCUGAAUCUAAUUCUGUCAAUCAGCUCUCUGAAAUGUAUGGCACUCUUGGUUUCAUUAUAACCAUAGACUCAGCUGGAGAUACAAAACAUGUUCUUGCAACAGUUAGCCAUGUUAUUGGAGAUUCUGGAAGGCAUUUAUAUGUUAAGAGCAAUGGGGAACUUCUUCAGCUAACAACUAUUCCUCAGUGUGACAGACUUGGUGGAAGACCAAAGUUUCGAAGAGACUGGUUGAUCGAUCGCCCAGUUCUAGAUGAAAUUUGUUUUCUUGAUAUUCCGGAAAUGUUUGCGUCAAACUUUAUUCCUUGCGUAUUGGGUGAUGUGAAUUGUCAUGAACUCGCGGGUCUUCCCUCCAACAUAGCUGAUGCUGAUAUUGAAAUUAAACGAAGCCCUUCAGCAAUGAACAUUGACUGCUUUCGUGAGUGGGUCAAAAAUAAUAGCCCAGUUGAAGUACAUAAAAUCGGUGCAAGUACAGGUCGUACAUCAGGCUUAUUAGUGGAAAUUUUACACAACCGUCGAGGUCUCAAACAAAAGCUACCAUCUCGGAGACGAAGACGUAUGGCAAAUUCAUCCUCGUCAUCAUCAUCUUCAAGUGAAUUAGACGAGACUCCUGCCUACUUGCUGCGCAUUAAGUGGAAAAAUGCAUAUGACUCAUUUUCUGCACCUGGGGACUCUGGGAGCUUAGUUUUUGCAGAAAAAAAUAGAAAGAUAAUUCCUCUUGGAAUUCAUUAUGGAUCAGACAGUGAUGAGAGCUAUGCUUAUUUAUUAUAUUCUUGGUUUUCAGAAAUAGAGCUGGUACUGGAUUGUGAUGCAUAUUUCUGCAAUCCAGCUAAAUGCUCAUCUGAUAUAGUUAACUUAAUCUGA
Ophidiomyces ophidiicola is the source of this 1299-nucleotide messenger RNA. RefSeq lists its product as uncharacterized. The coding region runs from base 1 to 1299 and encodes 432 amino acids. The record is from RefSeq and is a predicted model, not a curated record. The transcript has 3 exons. Lineage: Eukaryota; Fungi; Ascomycota; Eurotiomycetes; Onygenales; Onygenaceae.